AUUUUCACGACGGAACAACAAAACUCACACAGAGGCUGCGUCUGGUUCAGUAAGUCGGUUUUACGAAAACAAAAGGCGUGGGCUUUUUUUUUCCUUGAGGAAGAAUCCACACACAAAGACGAAAUCUCAUCGAUAAUCAGGAAUGGGUUGGGUCUGGAGAGACGAUUCAUCCGCUUCCGACGCUGGUAACGAUGUCACCGAUCAAACACUCGGACAUUCCGGCGGCGAAGGCAAUUGCUCCACCACCACGGUGGUGAGAUCGCAGUGCAAGACGGAGGAGGUCGAGCCCGGAAAGUUCGUCAGGAAGUGCGACAAAACCGAGGAGAUCCUCCGCCACUGCUUUGGAAAGCCCUCUGAAGUUGUUCAAUCCACAACAGAGCACACCGAAGAGGACGUCACAAACCAGAUGGUGGGGAAAUCCGCUCUACCGAAUCUGUUUGAGGAAAAUCCGCUAAACUUCCCGGGACUCCGCAGCGACGUAGACGCCAUCGAACGCCAUUUCUUCAGCGGGAUGAAGAGUUUCUUCGAAGCUGCGGAAGAGAUGAGAAGCAGCUUGUUCGAUAUCAUGGGAGACGAGCAUCACUCGAGCACAAGGAGAGGGAUACCCAUUGAAGACCGUCUCAAGGUAGAGGAGCACCGCAAUGACGAAAGUGCCCCUAGACAGUCGUACUCCUCUGGAGAAAUUGAUCUCUCGGGCUUGGCCAAGGACGUUUGAGAGGGAAAGGUCUUCGUCAUCUAAUCUUCUUCCUUUUGACAUAUAUAAAUCUUAAAAUACUAUGUAAUAUGACCUUAGUAUAAGCGUGGGGAUUGUGGUCUAAUGUUAGCGGCAUGCACGUUUUGCCUAGUGGUUGGUUUUAUCUCCAUCAUCAUACUACUAUAUUACUAUGUUUGUGUCUUUUCUUUAAUCAUACCAACCAAAAAUAUGUUACUAUCACUUUUGUCUGAAGUUCAUUUUUUAUAUAUGUAACAUCUUCUUGUCUGAAAGUUAUCUAUAUCUCGUAGUUUUUCAUUAAA
Molecule: messenger RNA, 1014 nt
Organism: Thlaspi arvense
Lineage: Eukaryota; Viridiplantae; Streptophyta; Magnoliopsida; Brassicales; Brassicaceae
Source: the annotation of a GenBank genome assembly